AUGGAGGAGCUGCAGCCACUGCGGCUCUUCCCCCAGCCCAGCCAUGCCUCGCGCACCAGCCCUGUCAGACACAGCAAGCGCGUCAUCAGUGUCUCCUCCAUCGACGACCAUAAGGAGAGCUCUGGGAGGCAGCCAGAUGCCAGCACCAAGGACCUGGCUGAUCAGCUCAAGCUGGGGUCCCUGGAGCCCUCUGCAGUGCCACUGCUGAGCCGCUGCAUCUCCAUGCCAGUUGAUAUCUCAGGACGUCAGCCUUCACUUCGUGCUGUGGGGCUGCCUACAUGUCUACCAGCGCAUGAUUGACAAGGCGGAGGAUGUGUG
This is a messenger RNA of Terrapene triunguis (Three-toed box turtle), 318 nucleotides long. Its product is annotated as neuropathy target esterase-like. The transcript is spliced from 3 exons. The record is from RefSeq and is a predicted model, not a curated record. Lineage: Eukaryota; Metazoa; Chordata; Testudines; Emydidae. The coding region runs from base 1 to 300 and encodes 99 amino acids.